Messenger RNA from Drosophila takahashii, 762 nucleotides. RefSeq names its product takeout (gene to). The record is from RefSeq and is a predicted model, not a curated record. NCBI's taxonomy places the organism in Eukaryota, Metazoa, Arthropoda, Insecta, Diptera, Drosophilidae.
AGACGCGUUAACAACAUGUUCGGAAUCGCGUUGGCAAUUGUUCUCUGUUUAUCCGUUUCGGUUCAAGGCAUAUUUCCUGACGAUCCCAAACCUUGCAAAUAUGGCGAUGGAGAAUGUAUCAUAAAACUGGUCAACACACUGUUUAGUGAGAGAUCUUCGGAGGCGGAUCCUGGUCUCAACCUGGAGCGCUUGGAUCCCCUCAAGGUGGACAAACUGGUCAUUAGCCAGGGAGAGAGUGCCAGUCCCGUGGGCAUAACUCUUACUUUUACCGAUAAUUUACUGUACGGCAUCAAGGACCAAAGGAUAGUUAAAGUGAAGGGAUUCGGCAAGGAUCUCACCACAAAACACGAAGUGAAGAUCGUUGCGAAGAACUUCUCACUGGUAGGACCCUAUAACAUCAACGGCAAGGUACUGAUUCUACCGAUUAGCGGAACAGGACAAAGUAACAUGACCAUGGUUAACGUCAAGGCAAUCAUUAGCUUCUCGGGAAAACCGUUGGAGAAGAACGGGGAGACUUACUUGGAUGUUACUGACUUCAAAAUUACGAUGAGGCCAGACUCCACCCACUAUCAAUUUACAAAUCUCUUUAAUGGCGACAAGGCGCUGGGUGAUAAUAUGAAUGUAUUUUUGAACGAGAAUUCGGAGGCCAUUUACAAGGAGACCGCGGCGGCCAUCGAUCGUUCCUUCAGCCAGCUUUAUAUGGGAAUCGUAAAGGGUGUGUUCUCUAAUCUGCCGUAUGCCAAGUUUUUUGCCGAGGAAUAA